AUGUUCUCCCGCUAUGCUGUACUCUCUGAGGACUACGAUCCUAACAAACUCGAUAGGCCGCGCAGCCUCAUCUCAAAGCCCUCCUCAGUCACCAGUAGACCACGGAAAACUCGACCUCGAUUCCAACCUGGUCAAAUCUGCGUUGUCAAAGAAUCCACGUUCACACCUUUGUCCGAAGCUUUGGGGCAAGCCCAGGGUCCACUGGCCUUGCGGGAAGGCUCUUCGUUGACUAUUAACAAUGGUCGCCUCACUCCCGUUUCUUCUGGGAAGGAAAGACCCUGCAUUAUCAUGGAUCCCCCGGCUGGAUUUAAGCACACUGAUGGUCGUCGGAGGAAGGGCUAUUUCAUCUGCGUAAUGGCUACGUUUGCAUGUUCUGGUGGCGAUUAUAGACGUCUUGGAAACCUUCUCCAGCGAUUUGUCGUUCCUGUGGAGCCGAACGUGCAGCUUCUCCCUGACUUAGAAAUGGAUGCACUGAAGACGAACCCAGCUUGGCGCCAUCCUCUUCAGUGGGCAAUCGCUUUUGUAAUAUACACGGAGCAGCCCGUUAGGCCUUUUAAGUCUCGCAGUGAUGGUCGAGGCCGGCGACUCCCCAACACCGAAUACAACCGACUGGCCCAGCAUUGUUACAAUCAGCGAAAGCGAUGGCUGCGCGAUACACUCGAGAAUCAAGACUUGAGGCAAAAGAUGUUCGAGGAACUUGUGGACUGGAAACCUGAUCCACUCUUUGCCGACAACGCAUCAUUAUACUCGUACCUUUCCGAUGUGUUUGGUUUGUCUAUCGACACUCUCAAAUCAUUAUAUCCAAUUUCUCGUGGUGGAAGUGUUAUAACGUUGGACACGAUCUUCGAAAACACCGCUUCCACAUAUCCCACCUUUACACUUGAGGACUUCCCGCCCCUGCCCUUGAGGGUCUGUGAAGUAUAUUAA
Molecule: messenger RNA, 927 nt
Organism: Desarmillaria tabescens
Lineage: Eukaryota; Fungi; Basidiomycota; Agaricomycetes; Agaricales; Physalacriaceae
Exons: 2
Coding region: 1-927 (308 amino acids)
Source: RefSeq, a predicted model, not a curated record